AUGCCACCAGCCCUGGACACAAAGUCCCAAGACUUCGAUGCCAAGUCCAUCCUCUCCAUGCAGGAGCUCGACCCAUCCCCUGUCGACGAUUCACUCUCAACCCCAGAACUCGACUCCCUCGAGAAUGGAGAAUACUUCCCUAAACCCGUCGAAGACAAGCCGGCGCGUACUUGUGGCUUUCCGGCGCCGAAAUUGGGACUACGCGCACAUCGUUGGGAUACUCUACUAUCCGGCAUCCAAAAAUACUCUACAUACCCACCAACAGCAUUCUUCAUCCUCCAUUUCGCCAAUACCUCCCUCAUCCCAUUAAUCACCCGCUCCAUCCCCGCCAGCGAGCCCUACCUCCUACUCACGCGACCAGUCUACCAAGCCCCAGGCCUGGAACACCUCGUCCUCACCGUCCCCAUCCUCGCACACAUCGCAUCCGGCAUCGCACUCCGAAACAUCAGAGGUUCCCGUCGCGCCCGCCUCUACGGCGCAGAAACCCGUGCCCAGCGCAACCUGCUCUCCUUCUGGCCUAGGGUCUCCGUCCAAGCUAAAACGGGAUACCUGAUUGCUCCGCUAGUCGGUCUACACGCGGUCGUGAACCGUGUUACACCAUGGAUGGUCGAGGGCGGGAGUUCCGGCGUGGGAUUGGGAUAUGUCGCGCAUGGAAUUGCGCGGAGUCCCGUGUUCUGGAACACUUUCUACUUGCUGUUUGUCUCGGCGAGUGUGUGGCAUUUUGUGGGUGGGUGGGCGACGUGGAUGGGGUGGAGAGUUACUACGGCGAGGAAAGAGAGGAGUUCCAAGGGUUCGCUGGAGGGGUAUUUGGGGUAUCCGGAGAAUGAGAAUCGGGUUAAGCGGCAGCGGAAGAUGUGGUGGGUUGUUAAUGGCAUUGCGGCUGUUGGGGCGGCGCUUUGGCUUGCCGGUGCGUUGGGGAUUGUGGGACGGGGUGGUGAGGGCGCUGGAUGGGAGGCUCAAGGGUGGAAUGAGAUGUAUAGCCAUGUACCAGUGAUUGGUGAAUGGUUGUAA
Penicillium subrubescens is the source of this 1011-nucleotide messenger RNA. RefSeq names its product MCP1 family protein. The transcript has 2 exons. Bases 1 to 1011 code for a protein of 336 amino acids. Lineage: Eukaryota; Fungi; Ascomycota; Eurotiomycetes; Eurotiales; Aspergillaceae. Gene Ontology annotation, biological process: lipid homeostasis; mitochondrion organization. The record is from RefSeq and is a predicted model, not a curated record. Gene Ontology annotation, cellular component: mitochondrial outer membrane.